This is a messenger RNA of Fonsecaea erecta, 2658 nucleotides long. RefSeq lists its product as hypothetical. Bases 1 to 2658 code for a protein of 885 amino acids. The transcript has a single exon. NCBI's taxonomy places the organism in Eukaryota, Fungi, Ascomycota, Eurotiomycetes, Chaetothyriales, Herpotrichiellaceae. The record is from RefSeq and is a predicted model, not a curated record.
AUGGUAGUUCCGUACGCAUCGAUCGCUAGCGCUGUCGAGGGGGUCGCAAAGCUCUCUUUCGUCAUCUACACAGCUUGGAAAGACGGCCCUGUGAUCUUGCAGCGCGUGUCCCGCGAGCUAAAAUCCGUGUACCUGCUCCUUCAGGAGAUACAUGUUGAAGCAGAAGAGCCAAGCUCGACCAUUAAUAGAUACGGCGAGCACAAGAAGACUCAGUUCCAGGAGGUGGUCACCCAUAUCAAGCCGCCGCUUGAGUUUCUCUGCGAAAAAGCGCAGAACUACAAGCAGAGCGACCGUAGAGCAUGGCAGCGCAUAUUGAUCGGAGGCUUUGCCAAAGACCAGAUCAAGGAUAGUCUCGAUGAGAUUCUGCAUCAUGUGGCAUACCUCCAGAUGCUCCAUCUAAGUUUAUCGGAUGUGCAGCGAUACUCUCGCUUGGACAACAGCAUCGAUGAUUUCUGCCAGAAGGAGGUUGAGAAAGAGGAAGCCGCCUCGACUGUGUUCUCGUUCGAAGAGAUGGAUGUCAAUCCAGAUGAGUGGGAAGAUCUGUGGGGUAUAUUACUCCCUAAGCUCCAACAGCUGCACUAUGCGUCUGACGAUAUGCAAAGCCAUAAGAAAGAGAUCCUGUCUUACAUCAACUACAAGACAAACGUGGCAAGGGAGGAGCAUGGUCUCAAAGGCCGGCGUCAGCUAGCUUUGGAAGGUAAACGAGCAGAUCGCAACCGUGCCAAAGAGGAGUCUGCAAGCCAGGCGAGCCCUUCCGGGACAUCUACUCCUUCAAUUUCACCAAGUUCUCAAGAAGACGCGCCACAGCAGCAAUCAUCACAACAAGCGCAAGGUACAACCUCAAACGUCAAAAAUAACAACCCCGCAAUCUCAGCAGUACAAUCCCAGAGAGCAGAAGCACCGCUCCCAGCCCCUGCCAGUCGCGGUAUACGGUUGCAAAACAGCGAUCUCCAUCCACUGAAAGCUCAGAUCCAACCCACAACAUCUCAGCCUCGAUUGCCCCGGCCUCAAGAAGCGAGACCCUUCGGCCGGAUUGAUGCUCUCCCUUCACAGCAACAAAUCGUGAGAGCCAAAGCGCAGCAACCUGUGGGGCUGUCCUUGAAGCCUCGCCUGAAGAAUUUCUUCCGCCGCAAACAACAGAAAUACACAUCCCCGGGAAUCGACACCGUUUUGACGCCUAAACCUCAAGACCCACCCCUUUUUGACCAGCGAAGAGAAUUUUCGGAGGGCUACUCUUCCACAGAAAUGCCAUUUCACUCAGCCUAUUCCACUGAAACUCCGGCUGUGGAUCCCAAUUCUUUGGAAGUAACCGCAUCUUCGUCACUUCCGAUCGCACAUCCCGUGCAAAAUGCAGAUAUGGCCUUACCGGAAUUAUGGUCUAGGCCAAUAGUGGAAUCAAGAGGGUUUUUCGAACUUGUUGUGCCAGGCGAAGCAGAGGGGACGAAAUAUGGCGACAACUGUCAAGUGGCAGCUCAAGGUAGCCGUUUUGCAAUUUGGGUCGAAUCUUUUCGGGAAUCCGAUUAUGGCUUCAUGUACAGAGGAGUCAUGGACGGCGGCGGAUCGCAUAAAAUACAGCCGUCCGUGUUGCAUUCAUUGGACCCCCCAAAGUACAAACCACACAACAUACAAAUGGAAUGGAGGAACUUGGGCUCUCUGGCGUUCCUUGAAAAUGGAACGCUUCUUGCCGAGUUCGAAUACGUCCAAAUCAACUACAUGUAUCGUCGACAUUUUGUAGUAGCUUGGCCGUCAGGAGUUCAUAGUCCAAUCUCCUGGAAGUCUGCGGCGUGGGAGGUCAGCUAUAGGGGAAAAUCGGCUUUUGCGCACAGGGGCCAUCUGCUUGCUUAUCAAAGUAAGAAUAGCGUCAACAUCCUGAGGACAACGGGAAUUGGGCCCCGAGGCGAGCUACAGCAUAUAAUCGAGCUCUUCACCGGAAACAAGCCACCAGCCGCCCAGAUCGUCUGGUCCGAGGACGACAGGCACCUCCUUCUCUGCCACGACACCAAAUGUGACGAGGAAGAACGCAAAACCACCAUCCAAAUAUAUGGCAUUCAGAACGGACAUCUGAUGUCCUCCAUAGACUUUGCCGAUCUGCACAGCCACAACCUCGAGUUCCACUUCGGGGACUCACAAGAAGACAUCCUCGCCCUCCGUAAACACGUAUUCCUCUACGACACAGACAAGCCUUGCCCUACUGUUCUGCCAGCGCUUGCUAAAGGGUCGCCGAUCGGACCAGAGUUCCCAUUCGCCGUGCACAUCAAUGCCAUCAGCGGAGAGAAAGAGCUGGUUUCUGAAACGGUGGCGGACGAAAGCAAAGAUCUGUACAGGAUGCCCUCCAUCUCCCCUGAUCGAUCGUGUUUUCUCGGCCGCGCCGCCCAUUCCUCGGGCGAUAGCUCUCAAGACGAUGACUCUCUGUAUCUCUUUAAUAUCCUACACCCCACGAUUUCCGAAGCGCGAACUUUGUUUUCGAGGAGCGAUCGCCACUCAAAGUUGUUGUGCUAUAAGUUCGUGGACAGCGGACAUCGGAUCCUAUUUCUUAGGAAGUAUUGUAACUAUGAUGCGAGGGAGCCUUCUGGGAUUUAUGAUAGGCUGUAUUUACAUUUGCUAGAAUGUGGAGCUGCUGCAUGGCCCGACAAUCAUUACGGUAGAGAUCUCAGGUAA